CAAGUUUAUUACACCAUGCCUAUUGGACACGUCCUUCUCAAAGUCAACACAGUUGACCAUGCCGCAGUUGUCGAAUUCUAUAGCCAGGCUCUGAAGCCUCUCGGCAACGAGAAGCUUUCCACUAUGCCAAACGGCUGGGUGGUCUUUGGCAGCAAGGGUCCUGAAUGGGUUGUGGGAAUUGCCUCCACCGAGUCUGAAACCAAAGCACAUGUUGCUUUCGUCGCACCUGAUCGCGCGUCUGUGGAUGCUUUCCACGCGACUGCAGUUGCCGCUGGAGGAAAGGAUCACGGGGCUCCUGGAUUUCGGCCACAGAUUCAUCCUAAUCACUAUGGUGCCUUUGUCCUGGAUCCCCUAGGAAACAACAUCGAGGCCGGUUGCAUGACCCCUUCGGACCAGGGAGAGCUUUGA
Molecule: messenger RNA, 408 nt
Organism: Penicillium brevicompactum
Lineage: Eukaryota; Fungi; Ascomycota; Eurotiomycetes; Eurotiales; Aspergillaceae
Product: VOC family protein
Exons: 2
Source: RefSeq, a predicted model, not a curated record